Candidula unifasciata is the source of this 1896-nucleotide messenger RNA. Lineage: Eukaryota; Metazoa; Mollusca; Gastropoda; Stylommatophora; Geomitridae. The record is from the annotation of a GenBank genome assembly.
AUGUCUCUGAACAAAUUCAUGCACCCACGAAACCGGUACAAAAACUCCAAACCCAGUUUCCUUCAUUUAGCACUGAAGUACCCAGAUUUCCGAGCUCACACAACCCAGGAUGCCAGCGGUAAAGUGAUCUUAGAUUUCAAAAAUGCUGAUGCACUGCGAGCACUAACCACAUGCCUGCUGAAAGAAGACUUUGGUUUGUCUGUUGAGCUGCCAGCAGAUCGUUUAGUUCCAACCUUACCACUCCGCCUGAACUACAUUCACUGGUUGGAGGAUAUUGUGGGCACUAAUGAAAACAUCUGGGGAAUCGAUGUUGGGACUGGGGCCAGCUGUGUGUAUCCAUUGUUGGCUGCAAAGAUGAACAAGUGGCACUUCCUUGCCACUGAGGCCGACCCAGAAAAUGUUUUCUAUGCAAAUAAAAAUGUUGCAGCUAAUGGAUUCCAAGAGUUUAUCUAUGUAAAAAAAGUGUCAGCUGAAGACAUUUUAAUAGCUCCACUGCAGACCUUCACAGUGAGAACCCAGUUUGAUUUCUGCAUGUGCAACCCACCAUUCUUUGCUGAUCACAUGGAAGCCCAAGCAAUCACAAACACAAGAUCUGCAGACAGACCCGAGGCCAGCACCUUGUCCACGGCCAGCCCCCAGGAGUGUAUAGCUCAGGGCGGGGAGGUGGGCUUUGUGCGACAGAUGAUAGAUGAGUCCACAGUUUUGAGAGACAAGAUUAGAGUAUUCACGAGCAUGGUGGGAAAGAAAUCCAGUCUGGCUCCAUUGAAAGCAGAGCUUCUUCAUCAGAAGGUUGCAAAGUACUCCACAACUGAGUUCUGCCAAGGGAAAACCAUGAGGUGGGGCAUUGCCUGGACCUAUGACAGUUCUGUCACAUUCCCUCGCUCAGAAUUUGAGUCCCGCAAAGAGAAGCCUCCAAUCCAGUACAUGGUGCCAAAAGGUGCAGGAGGUGUGGAUUACAAGGUUCAUGAAGUAGCAGCUUAUUUGAAACAGUUACUGGAGUCUGUCAAGGUGCAUUGUUUUCAAGGUAAGAAAGCCAAGUCUUACACCAGCAUUACCCUCACGGCAGCAGAGAAUACAUGGUGCCACCAGCGCAGACUUCGCAGGCAACAGAUGCGCACUCAGCAGCAAGAGAAAGCUGAACAUGGAACACUGGUUCAAAACCCAGCUCCCAAAGAUAGUCCAGUAAAAAAUGGAGAACAUGUGCCUGUGUCCAGCAGAGAAGAUCCUUCUUCUAAACCUAGUAGACCUGAAGAUGUGCUGUCAAUUGAUAAUGCCCAUUUAGACAAGGACAGUGAUGUAAAGUAUGAUAGUGAUAUUCAAAGUAGAAAGAGGCCGGCUGAACAGUCAGUUAUUGAUGCUGCAGAAUCUUUUAAACGCCCUCGGCAAGACACAGCAGAAAGUGAAAUGACUGAGAAAACAGAACCAGAAAGAAAUGAACAGACGGUCACAAGAUCUCCUGAAAAAACAGCUCCAUCAGAUGUUUCUUUGAUUGCACUUGACAGAGACAAACUUGAGGCUACAGAACCAUACAGUGUUGAAAGCCAUAACCAGCCAGUAGAAACAGUUCCAUCAGAUGUCUCCAUGACAGCAGUUGAUGGAGAGAGAUUUAAGGCUACAGAACCGUCCAGUAUCAGUGGCCACAUCCAGCCAGUAGUUAGUUCUGAACAAUCCAGUAUCAAUGGCCAAAACCAGCCAGCAGUUAGUUCUGAAUCAAAAGCUGAAGAUGGUUCUGCAGAUUCAUCCCCAAAGGAAUAUGUCCUCAAAUGUGUGAUGAGGCUGAAGCGGAAGGAUGACCAAGUUCAGCUUGAGCUAGAAUACCUGGGUGGGCAGUCUCGUGAGCUCAUGUAUCAACUGUUUACCUUCCUCAAAAAUAAACUGACCCAAAGUGCCAAGUAA